AUGCAACUUGCCCUUGCAUACUACUUACUAUCCAAAACACUCAACCACAACUCCAGUCAGCAACUCCACCUCUUCUCUCACUUUCUUCUUCUUCUUCUCCUCGAAUCGAGGCAGUUUCCACGCAAGAUCUGGCAGUCUUGGAAGGUCGAUCCGACACGCUUUGAGACCAGGGAUGUUGAGAGAGCCAGAACUUGGACUGUCAAGAACCCAGGUCACCGCUACGAGGUCCUAACUGACAACAACGCCGACCACUACGUCGAACAUCAUUACGGACCGUCAGGUCUUGAUAGACCAGAUAUAAUCGGUGUUUACAAGUCACUCAACGCCAAGAUCAUCAAACAAGAUCUCCUGCGUUACCUCAUCAUGUAUGUUGAGGGCGGAGUCUAUGCAGACAUCGACGUGGAAGCCAUCAGACCCAUCAAAAAAUUCAUCCCCAAGAUAUAUGACGAAGCCGAUGUGGACAUGGUCAUCGGAAUUGAGACUGAUGAGCCCUCUUUCGCAUCUCAUCCGGUCUUGGGAUCGAAAGCACAAUCUUUCUGCCAGUGGACUUUUAUGUGUAAGCCAAGACUGCCAGUCAUGAUGCGCUUGAUCGAGAAUAUUAUGAAGUGGCUUCACGAACUGUCACGAGAGCAAGAUGUGCCAAUCUCUGAGCUUCAUCUCGACUUCAACGAAGUCUUGACCGGAACUGGUCCCUCAGCUUUCACCAAAGCGAUCCUUGCAGAGAUGUCAAAGGCCAUUGGCAAAACCGUGGCUUGGGACAAAUUUACAGGGCUUACUGAAGCGAAGCUCGUUGGCGGCGUCCUAGUCUUGCCAGUCGAGGCGUUUGCCGCAGGAACAGGCCAUUCAGAUUCUGGCAACCACAAGGGCAAAGGGGCGAUGGUGAAACAUCAUUUCCACGCAUCAUCCUGGCCUACGAACCAUCCUCGAUUUAAACAUCCUGUCUAUGGAGAGGUCGAGAAAUGCAAUUGGGAUGCAGAGUGUGUCAGGCUAUGGGACGCCAACACCGCCUUUUUCAAUGGCCUUCAAGAAGAAGAACGUCUGAGAAUCAUCAACAUCAAAGAGCAGCGAGCCUCGGAUCAACUCGCAGGCCCAGCCGGCGCUCCAGCAGCUGCUAAGGAUCCACCGUCGUCUGACCCAAAGGAAGAUCAGAUGCGAGAAGAGAUUGAUGCAGAGAAGAUAUCGGAAAAGCCAUCAGCUGAGAAUCUGAUGGCCCAUACCGAGCUGGCAAACCCCGAUCUAUUGAGCCUCCCGGAGGCCAAAGAAGCUGAGAUCGAGGUCUCACCAGCCGAUGCCCCCAUCGCGCCUAUCGUAGAGGUAAAAGAAGAUCGUAUGCUUGAGAUCAGGGCUGUAGACGCGGAACAUGAGACUUCCGGUGGUACUGUGUCAUGGACAGAGCUGACGCCAGGACUCGACUUGUAG
Messenger RNA from Aureobasidium melanogenum CBS 110374, 1419 nucleotides. RefSeq lists its product as uncharacterized. The transcript has 3 exons. Gene Ontology annotation, cellular component: mannan polymerase complex. The coding region runs from base 1 to 1419 and encodes 472 amino acids. Gene Ontology annotation, biological process: protein N-linked glycosylation. NCBI's taxonomy places the organism in Eukaryota, Fungi, Ascomycota, Dothideomycetes, Dothideales, Saccotheciaceae. Gene Ontology annotation, molecular function: alpha-1,6-mannosyltransferase activity. The record is from RefSeq and is a predicted model, not a curated record.